Molecule: messenger RNA, 447 nt
Organism: Gekko japonicus
Lineage: Eukaryota; Metazoa; Chordata; Lepidosauria; Squamata; Gekkonidae
Product: lysozyme C, milk isozyme-like
Exons: 4
Coding region: 4-447 (147 amino acids)
Molecular function (GO): lysozyme activity
Source: RefSeq, a predicted model, not a curated record
GUGAUGAAGGUUCUGGGCCUCACUGUCCUCUUCCUGCUCAUUGCAGUGAAUGAAGCCAGAGUCUUUGAAAAAUGCGAACUGGCUAGGCUCCUGAAAAGUCAUGGUCUGGAUGGAUACCGAGGAUACGCCCUGGCCAACUGGGUCUGCCUGGCUUACUAUGAAAGCAGUUACAACAGCCGAGCUGUGGGGCCGCGAAACAGCGAUGGCAGCCGGGACUACGGGAUUUUCCAGAUAAACAGCCGCUGGUGGUGUUCCAAUGGCCAAGGCACAACGUCUAAUGGCUGCAACAAAUCCUGCAGCAGUUUCACUAACGAUGACAUCUCUGACGACAUUGAGUGUGCCAAAAGAGUCGUCCGUGACCCCAACAAGAUGGAUGCUUGGUAUGGCUGGAAGAACAACUGCAAAGGAAAAAACCUCUCCAAAUGGACCUCCGGCUGCGGAGUCUGA